AUGCCUAAAACUCGUAGGAAAACUGAAACAUGUCGAGCUCCAAAACACGUGAUGACCGAUCUCUUUAUGCAAAACCUCCAGACUUCCUCUCGGCUUCCAAGUGGCCAGUUGUUUCCAAUAGCUCCUCAUGAUCUUUUUCUCGGCACUUACCUCACGACUCCAAUCUUGCAUCAAUGGCAAGCCAACUUCAACAGAGGAUACACUGGUGAUAUCGAAUAA
Prunus armeniaca (apricot) is the source of this 219-nucleotide messenger RNA. Lineage: Eukaryota; Viridiplantae; Streptophyta; Magnoliopsida; Rosales; Rosaceae. The record is from the annotation of a GenBank genome assembly.